This is a messenger RNA of Diabrotica balteata, 867 nucleotides long. Lineage: Eukaryota; Metazoa; Arthropoda; Insecta; Coleoptera; Chrysomelidae. The record is from the annotation of a GenBank genome assembly.
AUGGAUGAAAUGACGCUAGAGGUUAGUUUAAAGACAGAAGAUGAUACCUUUAAGGAAAUAACAGUAGAAAAUGACGAGAUAUCUAAUGAUUCUGACAGCGAAGAAGAAAUAAUAAACAUCGAAUGGAAGACAUGUAUUUUCCCAAAGAUAUUCUUUGUGGAUGAACUAUUUUAUAGAAAUGCACCUAGGUGCAAAGUGUACUUUGCGUCUGUGAUUCCAAAGAAAAUGUUGCUAACCAGAAACUUUGUUAUUUUCGGUGCUCUUCUAGUUUCCUGUAUAGAAGCCAGGCCUGCCGACGGAGAUGCUCAGGCGCAAAUAGUUAAGUCCAACAAUGAUUUAAGGCUAGACGGAUACAACUUUGAUUUCGAGACAUCCAAUGGAAUCAAAAGAUCAGAAGCGGGAGUACUCAAACCUGGAACUGGAAAAGACAACGACCAAACUUUAAAUGUAGAUGGUGAAUUUUCAUACACCCUUUUGGAUGGUACCCCUGUCAGUGUCAAAUUUGUAGCAACAGAAGAUGGAUACAGACCUACUGUUGUUAUUGGAUCUCCUAAAUCCGGAAAACGAUAAAAAAUUAUAUAUUUGAACAAAGAGGUAUAUCUUAAAGCUUUUAUCCACCAUGUUUUGUAACAAUAGUUUUUUCUAUUAAAUUUUAAAGCAAACGCAUUAUUUUUAUCUGAAAUUAUCAUAAUUUUAUUGUAAUUUAUUUUCAAUACCUUUCCCAUUAAUCAACAAAGUGGAAAAGAUUGCCUCUUAUAUGAUGUAAAUAUUAUAUUUUGUAAAAAUAACACAUUUCCAAUUAUUUAAAAUACCAGUUGUUGCUACAGAAAUAUUGUUUUGAUACCUAAUAAACCUUGCAAUAAACAA